AGAGCUUGUAGCCAAGACAUCAAACCUUGAGAAUGUAAAGUUUGCUUGGCAUAACGAGACAUCAUCUGAAUAUCAAAGAAGAAUGUUGGAGAAAAAGGAGGUUCAAAAGUGGGACUUUAUUCAUAUGAUUCAGAUGCUGUAUUAUGUAAAAGACAUCCCAGCUACCCUGAAAUUCUUCCAUAGUCUCUUAGGUACCAAUGCUAAGAUUCUCAUUAUUGUUGUGUCAGGAAGCAGUGGCUGGGACAAGCUGUGGAAAAAGUACGGAUCACGCUUACCCCAGGAUGACCUGUGCCUAUAUGUCACAUCAGAUGACCUCACUCAGAUGCUGGACAACCUAGGGCUUAAGUAUGAGUGCUACGACCUUUUGUCCACGUUGGACAUAUCUGAUUGCUUUACUGAUGGUAAUGAAACUGCAGACCUGCUUUGGGAUUUUUGGACUGAAACCUGCAACUUUAAUGCCACAGCACCACCUGAUCUCAAAGCAGAGCUUGUGAAAGAUCUACAAGAGCCUGAAUUUAGUACUAAGAAAGAGGGGAAGGUUCUUUUUAAUAAUAAUCUGAGUUUCAUAGUGAUUGGGGCAUAAUUAUCAAUCACAAAAGUAUAUUCAAAAAUUAUAUUUUGAACAACUCUGAUUGCUCAUUUAUUUCCAUAUUAAAAUUACAAACACAUACGUUAAUGUAGAUAAAGCACUGUUUGGAUAUGAGAAGUAGUGAAUUCCAAGACA
Mandrillus leucophaeus (drill) is the source of this 724-nucleotide messenger RNA. Its product is annotated as histamine N-methyltransferase-like. The record is from RefSeq and is a predicted model, not a curated record. The transcript is spliced from 3 exons. Gene Ontology annotation, molecular function: N-methyltransferase activity. NCBI's taxonomy places the organism in Eukaryota, Metazoa, Chordata, Mammalia, Primates, Cercopithecidae. The coding region runs from base 83 to 583 and encodes 166 amino acids.